Messenger RNA from Fonsecaea multimorphosa CBS 102226, 1770 nucleotides. RefSeq lists its product as uncharacterized. Gene Ontology annotation, molecular function: phosphatidylinositol-4,5-bisphosphate phospholipase C activity. Lineage: Eukaryota; Fungi; Ascomycota; Eurotiomycetes; Chaetothyriales; Herpotrichiellaceae. Bases 1 to 1770 code for a protein of 589 amino acids. Gene Ontology annotation, biological process: lipid metabolic process; phosphatidylinositol-mediated signaling. The transcript has a single exon. The record is from RefSeq and is a predicted model, not a curated record.
AUGCCCGACUCAACCUCGUCCCACCUUGCCUCGCACAUGGCCAAGCUGAAUCCCUUCUCGAAGAAGAAUGGCAAAGUCGACAACGAGGACGCCGGCGACGUCAUUGAUGCCUCGACAGUUGCCGGCGGUGGUCGUGGCUCGCGCGCAACCGAAAUCACCAAGCAUCAGCUCCGAGUCAGCCAUGCCCUCAAGGCGUACCUGGUACAGCAAAAUGUCAUCUCGGAGCAAGACGCUGCGCUAGACAGUCCAGACCAGGUCACCGAGCCACUACGCGCGCUCGUCAGCAAGCCACAUAUUGAAGUCCCAUCCUAUAUCACGGACCGAUCUUAUCCACUGUCUGAAUAUUUCAUCAGCUCCAGUCACAACACCUACCUGUUGGCUAAUCAGCUCUACGGCACUUCUUCUGCCGAUGCCUACAGAACCGCCCUCAACACCGGAUCCCGCUGUGUAGAGAUCGAUGCCUGGGACAGCGAGGAGAACAAAGACGAACCCAAGGUCACGCAUGGCUAUACGCUCGUCUCGAACAUCCCUUUCCGAGCGGUCUGCGAGACGAUCCGCGACGUCAUUGACCAGGAAGCUAGUCAAUCUUCCUCCCAGCCAGGAUACAGAGCAGCUCCCAUUCUCCUGUCUCUGGAGAACCAUUGCGAUGCCCAUGGUCAACUGCGUCUCGUCGAAAUCAUGAAAGAGGUAUGGGGCGACAGGCUGUUGAGCAAGGCCGUCAGGCAAAAGGGGCACGACGAGCAGCAAGGCGCUGACGACCAGGUGACUGUAGAGGACCUUGGGUCAAAAAUUGUUCUCAUCGUUGAAUACCAUUUCCCCAACGAAGCCAAGAGUGAGGAGGAGGAAAACUCCAACUCAGGCGACGAGGAUGAAGAAAUCAAACAGGCCAGAAAGGCCUACAACGAGAAGAAGAAGGCUGCACCCAGCAUCAUCAUCCCUGAACUCGCCGAGCUAGGUGUGUACGCUCAAUCAGUGAAACCACGCGACAGUUCAUGGUAUGGUGAAGCUGGGCUCAAGGAUGGGCCCCAUCAUCACCUCAUCAAUGUCUCCGAAACCGGCCUCAAGGCCCUUAUGCCUAAGGAGAACGCCAACAUUGCUCGCCACAAUGCCCGACAUCUGAUGCGGGUGUAUCCUAAGGGCACGCGGAUCUCUUCCCAGAACCUCAAGCCGGUGCAGUUCUGGGGUAUUGGUGCUCAAGUCUGUGCCCUCAAUUGGCAGACCUUCGGCGCAAGUAUCCAACUGAACGAGGCGCUAUUCAGCGGCACAGAUGGGUAUGUUUUGAAGCCAGCGGCCCUCCGAGCGGGAGGAUCCGGCCGACUCAACACCGGGAAGAAGAAGAUACUCCGUCUCCAUGUCGCAGGAGCCACGGAUGUACCUGUACCACAAGGGCGUGAACCUGGUGACAUCAAGCCGUACUUGACCUGCAAACUCUACCACCCUGACAUCGAAGACGAUGAAGCCCCCAAGCGUAAGACGGCACACUACAGACAACACAAGCUCGGGCUGCUGCACAGAGGUGAACAACCCCCAACCACGGAUCCUGUCUGGGACGAGGUACUGCUGUGGGAGUACGAAGACAAUGAGCUGGUGUUCCUGCGGAUGCUCAUCAAGAGCGAUGACAGUUUUGCCAUAAAUCCGAUCUUUGCCGUGGCUGCUGUGAGGUUGCUGUAUGUGUCCCCGGGCUGGAACUUUAUUCGCAUGCUGGAUUUGAAGGGAAGGGAGACCACAUGUUCGAUUCUCGUCAGAUUCGAGAUCGAGGAUGCAAUAUGA